This is a messenger RNA of Nymphaea colorata (pocket water lily), 2801 nucleotides long. Its product is annotated as cytochrome P450 94C1-like. NCBI's taxonomy places the organism in Eukaryota, Viridiplantae, Streptophyta, Magnoliopsida, Nymphaeales, Nymphaeaceae. The transcript has a single exon. Gene Ontology annotation, molecular function: monooxygenase activity; iron ion binding; oxidoreductase activity, acting on paired donors, with incorporation or reduction of molecular oxygen. The coding region runs from base 881 to 2437 and encodes 518 amino acids. The record is from RefSeq and is a predicted model, not a curated record.
AAAUAUCUCAAAGAUCAGACAGACAAAGAAGCAAAUAAAAAAAACAAACAGAUGAGGGCGACUCGCAGCAACGGCGCGGGCGUUCGGAAAGUACCAAAACGGGUUCUCUCCUCGCACGACGGACGAUCGUCGUCAGCUUCCUCCCGCCGGCCGAUACGCCGUCGGAUCCGCCUUCUUCUGCACCGUCCCAGGCGGAGAGAUACAUACGUUAGAUCCCACAAUCCUUUGGGGGGUUUUUCCAAUAUUUAACUGCCCGCUUUUAACAGGGGUUCAUUCAGGAGUUGAGGGUCGGUUACCUUCCUUUUUCACCUUCCAAAAAGAUCGACAUUAAGAAUCAUGAUUCAUUAAAUUAAAGUUUUUAUGUCAGACUUAGGGGUCAAAAAAAGAGAAGGAAGAUCUUGAGAGGAAGAAAGGUCGGAUGGAUUUAAAAUUCCAAGGAUGAACGAGUAGAGGCAAUUACCAUCAGAGGGAUCGCGAGGACAAUACAUUUGAUCACGCACCUCGACAAGGGGUCCCCUCCCCGCCUAAGUUUUCACAUUGACCUGGACAUCGUGGGGCCGGCGCAGGACGAAGAAGAGACCUGCACGAACAGCACGUGCUGGGAUCGCCAAGUAGACGGCCCAAUUGCGUGCAAUCGAGCCAGUUACAUCCACUGAAUCUUGUGGGCGACAAUCUAAAAGGAGAAGAAAAAGGGAACUUGAUUGGAAGACUUUAAAACUCCAAGGCAACCCCACAUCCCCUAAGCUGCCAAACCUCUCAAUUCCCGAAUAGAAGAAAAAUCUCUUUAUAAACGCCCCACCGUCCCCCCUUGUCACCCUACAUCCUUUGAGCAAAUGUUUAUUGGAGGAGCCACAAGAAACGCAGGUUCAGAGAAAGAGGGAUGGAAGCCUCCGGCUGCUGCAGUGCUGUCUCGCUCUUUAGCCUGUCGUCGGCGCUUCUACCACUGAUGGCGCUGCUGCUCGUCCUGGUGCUGCUGUACUGCGCGCUGAAGCCGUGCUGCGACUGCCCCGUGUGCAGCGCCUAUCUCACCGGACAAUGGAACGGCGAGUUCCACAACCUGGCCGACUGGUACGCGGCGCUGCUGGAGAAGUCGCCGACCCACACCAUUCACAACCACCUGCUGGGCAACAUCAUCACGGCCAACCCGAAGAACGUGGAGCACAUGCUGGUGACGCGCUUCGACAACUACCCCAAGGGCAAGGCCUUCUCCGCCAUCCUCCACGACCUGCUCGGCCGAGGCAUCUUCAACGUCGACGGCGAGCUGUGGCGCUCCCAGCGCAAGAUGGCCAGCUUCGAGCUGGGCAGCGCCAACGUUCGGGGCUUCGUCUUUGGGCUCGUGUCGGACGAGAUUCGGCAGCGGUUGGUGCCGGUGAUGGAGGCCGCGGAGAGGUCGGGCGCCGGGCUAGACCUUCAAGACGUGCUUCGUCGGUUCUCCUUCGACUGCAUCUGCAAGGCCUCCUUCGGCGUCGACCCGCGGUGCCUGGAGCUCUCGCUGCCUUUGAGCGAGUUCGCCCACGCCUUCGACUCGGCUUCGCAGAUGUCGGCUCGACGGGCGACCACCUGGACGCCCUAUGUCUGGAAGGCCAAGCGGUUGCUGCGCGUCGGCUCGGAGCGCGAGCUCAGGGACGCGGUCCGUAAGACGCACGCCCUCGCCGAGGAGGUCAUCCGAAGGCGCCGCGCCUCCGUCGGCUCUUCCAAGCACCGAGACCUCCUUUCCAGGUUCAUGGGCUCCACUAAAGAUGAUCGCCUCCUCCGCGACAUCGUCGUCAGCUUCCUCCUCGCCGGUCGGGACACCGUCGCCGCCGCCCUUACCGCCUUUUUCUGGCUCGUUUCCUGCCAUCCCCACGUCGAAAAUUCCAUUCUUGACGAGAUAUGCAGAGUGGCUUCUCCGCUGGGAGAAUUUACCAAAGAAACGCUCGCUGAUGCUAGCGAGAUCACUCUGGAGCACAAGCAGCUGAAGGAUCUGCACUACCUCCAGGCGGCGAUUUCCGAGAGCAUGAGGCUGUACCCGCCGGUGCAAUUCGACUCCAAAUACGCCGCCCAGGACGACGUGCUGCCGGACGGAACCGUCGUGAAGAAGGGAACCCGAGUGACCUACCACCCCUACGCCAUGGGGAGGAUGGAGUCCAUAUGGGGGCCUGACUGCCGGAAAUUCCAACCGGAGAAAUGGCUCAAGAACGGCGUGUUCGUCCCCGACAACCCUUUUAAGUACCCCGUCUUCCAGGCGGGCUCUAGGGUCUGUUUGGGAAAGGAAAUCGCCUUCAUGCAGAUGAAGAGCGUCGCCGUGACAAUUCUCUGGCGCUUCACCAUAGAAACCAAGCCAUGCUGCCGGCAGUUGAAGUUCUCCCCUGGCCUCACCGCCAAUAUCAGCGGCGGCCUGCCCGUCAUCGUCAAGCCGCGGACGUGGGGACGUGAGCCGACGCACAAGAAGGAUUGAUCAUCAGUCCUGCAGUCUUUCGCUUAGGAGCCGUCAAUCAAUAUUUGUAAAAAUGGUGAAAUCCUACUCCAUUCAUUCUCCAUCAAUGCUUCCUGUAGAGCGUUCUUGUGAUUGUGUUAAAGGGAAAGAAAUUUAAGAUACGACUUGCAGAUGGGAAGGGCAUCCGUACUUUGUUGUGGGGGUAUGACUGAAUAAUGUCAUCUGGCGGUAGCGAAGUGUGAAGAUGCCUCUUUGUACGUAAAAUUGUUCAUUGACUGCUAUUGGGUUCCCUUCUUCUGUCUCAAAAAGAAAAUUGCCCACGAGGGAGAUAUAAGAUUGUGCUUUCCCCAUUAUUAUCUUUGUUCCAUUUCAGCAAGGAACAGCA